AAACGCGCGCGGGAGGAGAUGGAGACGCACCUGAGGACGAGCUCCGUGUGUCUGUGUCUGCAGGCUGCUGAACAGGAUGGCUGCUGAGGAGCGGCACAUGACGUCCAGCUGUGGCUCCUACAUCAAGACAGAGCCCUCCAGUCCGUCCUCUCUGGUGGACACAGCCAGCCACCCCAGUCCCGGCGCACAUUCGGACGCCAGCGGCGGCUACGGCAGCGCCAUCAACAGCCACUCCAACGGCCUGGACUCUCCGCCAAUGUUCACGGUGGGUGGGCCGCUGAGCGCAGCGGGUAGUGCCUGCCGCAAACGCUACGAGGACUGUUCCAGCACGUUACUGGAGGACCCCGGCUCCAUCAAGUGCGAAUACAUGCUCAACUCCAUCCCAAAACGCCUGUGCCUGGUGUGUGGAGACAUUGCGUCAGGGUAUCACUACGGCGUGGCCUCCUGUGAAGCCUGCAAGGCCUUCUUCAAGAGAACAAUACAAGGUAACAUCGAGUACAGCUGUCCGGCCACCAAUGAGUGCGAGAUCACGAAAAGAAGACGCAAGUCCUGUCAGGCGUGCCGCUUCAUGAAGUGCUUGAAAGUGGGCAUGCUGAAGGAAGGUGUUCGGCUAGAUCGCGUACGAGGAGGCCGACAGAAAUACAAGAGGAGAAUGGAUGCAGGAAACACAGCCUACCUGGGGCUCACACUGCCACUGCCAGCCAAAAAACCCUUGACGAAGAUCGUGUCCCAUCUGCUGGUAGCGGAGCCGGAGAAGAUCUACGCCAUGCCGGACCCCACCAUGCCCGAGAGCGACAUCAAAGCCCUGACCACACUGUGUGACCUGGCCGACCGCGAGCUGGUGGUCAUCAUCGGCUGGGCCAAACACAUCCCAGGUUUCUCCAGCCUGUCUCUGGGAGACCAGAUGAGUUUACUGCAGAGCGCAUGGAUGGAGAUCCUGAUCCUGAGCAUCGUCUUCCGCUCGCUGCCCUACGAGGACGAGCUGGUGUACGCGGAGGACUAUGUGAUGGACGAGGAGCACUCGCGGCUCACGGGCCUGCUGGACCUCUAUGUGUCCAUCCUACAGCUCGUGCGCAAGUACAAGAAACUCAAGGUGGAGAAGGAGGAGUUCGUCACGCUGAAGGCCAUCGCACUCGCCAACUCAGACUCCAUGCACAUAGAGGACGUGGAGUCCGUUCAGAAGCUCCAGGACGCCCUUCACGAAGCGCUGCAGGACUACGAGAGCUGUCAGCACACAGAAGACCCUCGGCGGGCGGGGAAGCUGCUCAUGACGCUGCCGCUGCUCCGGCAGACGGCCACCAAGGCCAUCCAGCACUUCUACAGCAUCAAGAUGCAGGGCAAGGUGCCCAUGCACAAACUCUUCCUGGAGAUGCUGGAGGCCAAGGUCUGAUUGGCCGCUCGUCGAGUGACAUCAUCGGGGCCAGAGACUGCGGAGGACGGCUUGAGACGUUUUUAAAGACCUGAAAAAAUAAUAACUUGGUUUAAAACAUAAAUAUAAAUGGAAAAAUAAUUUAAAAAUCUAUAACAAAUACUAUGUACUUGUACAGUGAUGCUUUUUGUUCUUGAUCUGUGCUUAUAUAUGAUGGAAGACACUGUAAGUCAUUUCAGAGCGAGUAGUCAUUUUUUUGUUCCGCUAACUCUCUGUACGUGUCGCCAACAACCUCAGUCCGGCCCUCGGACGACGCCAGGACUCCUUGAGGACUUGUAAAUAUUCAUGGCAGGAUUUGGCCGAGGCUGGACGUGGAAGCUGCUGCCGGUUCUUCCCUAAAUGUGAACUUGCUGACGUCCUUGAAAAUACCUCUUCUUGAAUCCUGGGAGGACGGCGAUGGUGACGCGUUCAUCCGGGAUCUCAGUCAGCUUACUCUAGUAACUCAGCAAUAAAUCGAGCCGAUGAGGAGCGCCACCUCUUGAGUUGCACUGUACUGCUUUUUUCUGUGUCGGCCUAAAUGUAGUCGGGUGGAGGUAUUGAAGGAUUUACGACGUGUGGCAGACGUCCAGGACGCUCCGUGUUCAAACAAUCAGAUGCCCGUAUGUCAACUGGCCUAUUUUGGGCUUGUUAAGCCACCGGCAGAGGAAACGAGGUGCCCGUCAUCAUCUGCUUUUAUAGCCAUGUAUCUGAAUGAAGGUGGGCGGCAGGUGCGGGUCUUUAUCACCAGCUUUAUUUUUAGGUCUUGGAAGUGGACAGCAGAUUGAACAGGAGGGUGUUUGACCUCAUGUUGACACAAUAGCAUCACUUCAGAAAUGGCCUUCGAUCUCGCCGGCCCUAUAAACAGCUUAUUACCCCUAGAUCCACUUGACAGCAGUGUGGUCAUAGUCCGAGUUAUCCAUUAGGAAUAUCCCGAGAAGCAUUAGCUGUGAAAACAGCAGCAGUGUCACUGAGUGGACCGAGACGUCUGCGGACGCUAAUGAUGUCAUUUACUUGAAGUGAACUGUGGCGCUGUCGGGAUUCGAUACUGAAGGACUGAGGGUUCGAUUGUGUCCUGGGGUGCGUUUCCCAAAAGCAGCUAUGCUCGUUACCGACAUAGUUUAGCGAUUCAGUAGCUAUGUUUCCAUCCAGUGUUACAAAUUAAACUGGAAUAUCCCUUAAAACACUUGUGAAGAAAGCAUCCAGUGAGUUCAAGAGUACAAAAUCGUCACUUCUUGAUUAACUAAAUAUCACCAACAACAAAUGAAUUUGCUGCAGUAGGAGAAGGCACUGUAUAUAAUCAUUUCUGUAUACAAUAAAUUACAAGCUUUAGAGCACGCAGACGAAAUGCGGUCAUGUCUUAUUUUUGGAGUAUGCUGUUUAGGAACGCAGUUAAUUAUAGCAAAGCACUUUGACGAGACUUUGCGCAAGCAUUUUAGAAUGACAAACCUAGCAUUUCAGAUGCUGUGCAAUGAGAUCGGUCCACUGGUUGGUACAGUUAUGCUGUCCCAUCACAAAGUCACAAGUCUGUUUUGAUGCGCAUUAAAGAAUUUAUUUGGUAAAGGUGUUUCUAUCGUAGCUUAUGCGCAUGUUUUCUUACUGGAUAAGAAGUCUAUCCUACUUCGCAUAUGUUUUUUAUGUGCAUUCUUAGAAUUCAUGCACAUCUUGCGUGAUUUUUUUUUUUUUUUUUUGUGAUAUCCCAAAAUGUGCAUAACUAGUGUUUCUUAAAACCAAAUGUUUGCAAACAGCAACUUUUGACCAGCGGUUAGAAGCAUUUUGUUGGUAUGACAUGGACUUCAAUAGAUCAUACUCAAUUUGCACAUUAGGCAAGAAAACAUGCAGUGAAUUCUAUAGCCUUCAUUGCAUUUAAAUCAAUCGAGUUGUGCAGUUGUGACAUCACAGGCUUCAGGUUUUUCAAAUGGGUUUUUUUUAAUUCAUGAUACGUGGAUUUUUUGUUCUCCAAUGUUAACUGCACACACUCAUGCCUCCAAACGCUCUUAUGUACAUACUGCAAACAUACAUUUUAAAAAAUAAACAUAAUUGCCUUAAUGUUUUCAUUCUGGGUGUGUAUAAUUUACAUUGUAGAGCAAAACGUCCAAGUAUUGUCAAUUUAAAUUUACCACAUACAUUUUUCUCAUGUUGAAAAAUCCCAUGAUAAAAACCCUUUGGAAAAUCUGUGGCGAAUUAGUCUUCAGGGUUUUGGCGUCACUGCUGCAGCACAUAAUUUAGGUUAGACAAUAAUCAGCUGCAUUUUGAAGAGCGUACAUGUAAGUUAAAGUUUAAGCAAACCUCAUAAGAGUAGCCCACGAUAAAUCAAACAUCAAAUGGGAAUCACAAAUAGUUAUAAUAAUCCAUUUAAACCUAUUACGCACUGCAUACUAAUUUGAUUUUAAAAAGCGAAUGGCUUUCUGUUUUUUGUAUAAAUUAACUAUAAUGAUCUGACAUAAAAAGUGCGUCACAUUAUCGAAAUUAGCAGAAAAGGUCCAUUGUCAAUAGUAUAGAGAUGU
Messenger RNA from Cyprinus carpio (common carp), 3912 nucleotides. Its product is annotated as steroid hormone receptor ERR2-like. Gene Ontology annotation, cellular component: nucleus. Lineage: Eukaryota; Metazoa; Chordata; Actinopteri; Cypriniformes; Cyprinidae. The record is from RefSeq and is a predicted model, not a curated record. Gene Ontology annotation, biological process: regulation of DNA-templated transcription. Gene Ontology annotation, molecular function: DNA-binding transcription factor activity; sequence-specific DNA binding; zinc ion binding.